Molecule: messenger RNA, 570 nt
Organism: Adineta steineri
Lineage: Eukaryota; Metazoa; Rotifera; Eurotatoria; Adinetida; Adinetidae
Source: the annotation of a GenBank genome assembly
AUGUCAAAGACCGAACACACACUUCGUAUUGCACCACUUCGCUCAAUGCGUGAAUUUAUUGGAGGUAAUGAAUGGGCCAAGCCAACAUUUAUUCCAAGUGAAUUUGGUGAACUUCAAAAACAAGUUAUUGCAAAUCUAAUUUAUUAUCAAACAAACUAUGGAGCUAUUGCUAUACCUUUUCUUUUAUUAGUCGCUUUCUUUUGUCCAACAGCUAUUAUUUUCGGUCUUCUUGUUCUUGCUGCUCUUUUAGCUGGUUUUGUUCAUACACAAAAAACACGCACAGCAUUAACAGUUCUUGCACAUGAUCGUCCUAUUGUUGUACUUAUACUUCUUCUUGUUGCAGCAUUUGUCAUAAUCAGAAUGUUCGGCACAGUUUUUGCUUUUCUUUUUGGUAUUGCCCUCCCAUUAGCAUUAAUUGUUGGACAUGCAACUGCUCGAACACAAACAUUACAAAACAAAGCUGAAAAUACUGUUGAAGAACUUUCAUUACAAUCUACUCCAAUGGGUCUAUUACUUCAUUGGUUAGGUACAAAAACUGAAGAACAAAAAUCAACACAACAACGAAAAUAG